Messenger RNA from Durio zibethinus, 639 nucleotides. Lineage: Eukaryota; Viridiplantae; Streptophyta; Magnoliopsida; Malvales; Malvaceae. The record is from RefSeq and is a predicted model, not a curated record.
AUGGCUGCUUUCUCCUCAAAGUCUAUUAAACAAUACAGUGUCCGAUCCAUCAGCUUCCCAGCUAGAUCACAACCAAGCACGUUUAGACUAAAAGAGGAGCUGAAGAAGCUUAGAUCUUGGGAGGGAGCUUCAUCAUCAAAUGCUGAAACAUUUUGCGCUGCUCUAUUUGGCCUAGAAGAGUUGUAUAUUUGCAUUGAGGAUCUUCUUAAUUUGCCCCUCACCCAGCAAGCUUUAGCUCAGCAUCACAAUGAGAAAUGGGACAGUGAAUUUGGCUCGAUUGCUUGGAGAAGCAAGCUUGAUCACUGCCUCCAUCUUUCACACCCUCCUCUUAUUCCUUCUCCAUCAUUGUUGAAGCCAAAGCCUUCAAAGUGGUCAUUGGUUUCCAAGUUGGUGCGGAAGGGUUUGACAGCAUGUGAAGAACAGCAGAACAUGAACGAGUUAGAGAGAGUCGAUAUUGCAGUUAGCAACUUACUACUGCAGAGUUCAAGAGAAGAGUCUGAGGAAGAGAAAAUUCAAUCUGCACAGGUACAACUGAAAUCCUUGGAUGCCAUCUUUGAAAGUUUUGAAGAUGGAUUAGAGUGCCUGUUUAGGAGCUUGAUCCACACUAGAGUUUCUCUCCUAAAUAUACUUUCUCAUUAG